UCUCGCAACACCCACUCUGUUAUCCUCUGCUUGCCUUAUCUUUUUCAACUCAUUUUUGAGAUCCGGGUUCAGGGCUGCAGUUACCCACGCCGAGAAAUUGCCGCUUGGCCGGUUGGCUUUCAUCCACGAUGGCGCUGGGCGAGGCAAAUCAUCGUCAUGGUUGCUGUCGAACAUGUUCGUAGAUGCAGAAUGGGCGUUCGCACCACGCUCCUGAUCGACGAAUGCGUCCAUUAUGUGAGUUGUGUUGCUGUCCCUGAUGCUAUUUCUGAUGCUUUCGCCGCUGCUGGUGAUUGCUUUCUCUUCAUCUUCGGGUACCACUUCCGCUUUCUUGGGAGGGGGUGUGCUUUGCUUAACGCUUCGCCACUCCAUAAAAAUUGCAGCAGGAAGAGCUAGGCAGGCUAUGAUCAGAGCAGCAAAGAAGGGACCUUGUGUCAGGCUUUCGUUAUAUACGAAGAGAACUUGAGGCUGACGGGACUUCGGAACGGCCGUUCUGAGGCUUGUGGCGCCAGAAUGCACAAUUGCAGCAGGAUCGAUGCCUGGUACACGCUUUAGACCUGUUGAGAAUUUGUCGAUAAAGAGAUUCUGCCCAACUGCAACAAAGACGGCGCCCCCCAAUGUCUGACACAGGGAGAGCAGUGCUGUGCCCGUCGGGACGUCGGAUUUCGGAAGCACAACUUGUAUGGCAAGGUUCGGCUGCUGCAUAGUCCAGCCGACGCCGAGCCCGAGAAGCACCUGGAUCCGGCGAUCAUGAACGGUGUAUAAUACCCAAGCUUCUGGACCAAUCCACCAGAGGAAAUGGAUCCAACAACUACUGAUAGGACAAGAGGUAUCAUUCGGAUGCCAGACUGCAUAGCAGAUGUUGAGAGAAUGGCCUGAAACCACAGCGGAAUGUACAUAGCAGUAGUGAGCAUUGUAGCUCCGACACAGAACUGCGACACACCACCAAAGAUGACGCUUCUUUGUAGGAACACGCGUGAAGGGAUAGUAGCGGUUGUGUGCCGCGUGUAGUAUUGCCACCCACAGAAUGCGAUGAAUAGAGUUGAGAAAACGACCAAGAGUGCGAUCACACGGGGCGAACUCCAGGCAUAUUCAGCAGCUCCCCACUCCAAUGCUAGAAGCAGGCAGGUAAUCGCUGGAAGAAACAAGAUCGUGCCUAUAGGAUCCAGAUUACGAAGAGUCUGGGCCCAUGUUUCCAUUCUUGGCUUUUGUUCGUCGAGUUUCAAAAGCAGAAUCACCACGAGCAUAGUGAUGCCACCAAGAGGCUCCGAACAAGCCCUGGAGGAGCGGUCUCUUAUGAAGAGGUA
Molecule: messenger RNA, 1304 nt
Organism: Periconia digitata
Lineage: Eukaryota; Fungi; Ascomycota; Dothideomycetes; Pleosporales; Periconiaceae
Source: the annotation of a GenBank genome assembly